This is a messenger RNA of Alternaria arbusti, 597 nucleotides long. RefSeq lists its product as uncharacterized. The record is from RefSeq and is a predicted model, not a curated record. NCBI's taxonomy places the organism in Eukaryota, Fungi, Ascomycota, Dothideomycetes, Pleosporales, Pleosporaceae. The transcript has 2 exons. The coding region runs from base 1 to 597 and encodes 198 amino acids.
AUGUCAAAACGCAGAAUCGAGUCCCCUUCUUCGCCUCCCGAAACCAAGCGACCGAAAGUAUGCGACGAAACACAGAACGAUACGAUCUACCGGCCACUACCUCUGGGCGAUUUCAUACGCGUACUAAGACUACAACCCGGCGACAACGACCAUGACAUCAACUGCGGCCUCGAGAUUGUCGACAUAGAACAGUCUAAGGGCUCAUAUGAAGCGAUAUCAUAUGUUUGGGGCGACCCCAACGAUACUGUCGAAGUGCAGUGUGAUGGACUGCGAGUACCGAUCACCAUUAGCCUCGCGGAUGCGCUGCGAAACUUCCGACACACAUCUGAGCCUCGAGUACUAUGGGCGGAUGCCUUGUGCAUCAAUCAGAAAGAUGAUCAAGAGAAGGGACAUCAAGUGAAGAGAAUGGGUGAGGUGUAUGCCAACGCGAAACGUACACUUGUUUGGCUUGGUUGCGAUGAGCCAAACAUCGGUGCAGAUACAUUCGCUCUAAUUCUCGAGGCCAAUCAAUACUUUGCGACUUCGUUCUCACGAGCGAACCAAAAGACAAGAAAGAUGGUCAAGGGUCGUGAGCCUCUUCGAUUUACCUUGGUUUAG